CCCGCCGUGUCGUUGGCCGCGCACCAUGGAAAUCCUCCUCUCUCCUCCCUCGCUUGCCCCUUCAUUCCUCCACUAUUGCUCCUAUCCCACUAUUAUCUCCCGCCAUGGUCGUAUACGACCCUGAGGCCGCGCUGCCCACUGCAAAGAAGAAGCCCAUCAACCGUCAGUCGCGCUCCUGCAAGGUCUGCCGCCUCCGUAAGGUCAAGUGCGAUCGCGUCAAGCCCUGCCAUGCCUGUUGCGCCCACGGAUACCCCUCCAAGUGCGUCUUCGAGGUUAUUCCCGAUGACGAGGGCCCCAUCAUCCAAGCCGACGAGAUCCGCAAUCUCCGCUUGGAGAUCCGUGAUCUGAGGUCUCGAAUUGAUAGCUAUGAUCAUCGCAUGCGAAGUCGAAAACGCCUCGCCAAGCUCAAUGGCUUCUUCGACUCCAUCCGCUCUGCGCCACUGGAAGUCGUGGAUCAGCUCGUCGGCGGGAUCCGAAAUGCCCAUAAUAAUGCAUUGAAGAAGCAGGUCGUCUCGGUGGGGCCAUGGGAGGGAUCAGAGGAUCUCCCGCUUCGAAGACAAAUUUCCCAGGGCGAUGAGGAUGUGGAAGAGGUGUUUAUCGACGAUUCGGACCGGUCGGCAUCUUUCAACUUUGCCUCUCCCUUUGAGGACAGCGAUGAUUCCUCCUCGUCGUCCUCGUCUCUCGGUCCUCCGAUUUCCUCGGCCAGGCCGGCAUUGGAUCUGUUUGUCGAACGCUUCGUCGAUGCCUUCAGCCCUCAGGUCAACCACAAGCACGGACGAGCGGGAGCCCUUCGCGCAGCGGCCGGAAUCCGCAUGUUCUCCCCUAUGAUUUCGGAGGCUUAUGAAGCCGUCUCGAUGGCUUUCUUUGGCCGAUCCAUUGGACAUAAACAGCUCGAGCUUACUGGGUUUGAGCGGAAUUUCCGCGUGCUAAAAGGGCUACAACAAGCGUUGCAGGAUCCGGAGCGGAGCAAGGCGGAAUCGACGUUGGUGACUGUCAUUCUUCUGAUGGCGUUUGAGAGUGUCGAGAGUACCUCGAGCGGAUCGGUCGCUGCCCAUGUUCACGGUGCGUUGCGUCUGAUUGAGCAUCGCGGACCGGAGAAUCACAUGUACGGAGUCGAACAUUUGCUCUUUACCGAACUCCGACCAUACUGGGUCGGUGCUGCUCUUAUCACUCGCUCUGCAACAUUCCUCAACCAAGAAGAAUGGAAAACAAUUCCCUGGUCGGCUGGUACGACCACAAAAGACCUUGUCCACUACCUCCUCGACCUGGCCGUUGAGAUCCCCGGCAUUCUCGAAGAAUACGAUAACCUCAAUGCCGCACUCUCCACCACCAUCCUCAGCGCCCACGAAAAAACAGUUAAACAAGCUUCCCUAUGGAACAACGUCGCUGACGUUACUCUCCGCUUCUACGAAUGGAAACGCGUCAUGGUCGACAACUACCCAGAUGGACCCCCUGAAGAAGUCCCCGCCGGCCCAGAGCCCAACGGCAACGAAGGCUUCCCUAUCUUCCGGUGUCAGAACCCCCGCACCGGCGAAAUCAUCACCCCCACCAAAUUCUCCUACCCAGACCUCCGUCUCGCCCAGUCGAUGUGCGUCUAUUGCGCAUUCCGCCUCAUCCUCUCAUCAGCCGACACUCGUCCUGAAGACCGCGUGGGACCUCUAGAACAAUACGGUCUUGCCUGUUACAUCUGCCGCAGUCUAGAAUGGUACAUCCUCACCGCGCCAGGAAACAUGAUCAACCGACUCGCAUUUCCCGUCCGCGUAGCCUGGGAGGGUCUGCCAGACGGCGGCCCAGAACAGGAAUUCAUGGUCAAAGUACUCAAACUAGUCGAGCAGCGCCAUUCCCUCGGUUUGUGGGGCGGUAAAAUGCGCGAGUUCUCGCCUCGUUCUGGAUCUCCGCCCGGAGUGGCAUCCCCGCCGAAGGAGGAAUAAUCUGUGAUUCAGUUGGCAGAUCGCAGGUCGAAGUCAACGGACAAGGGGGUACCUACCUCCAAUGAAUGUACGACAUUGAAUGAUUGUCGCUUUUUUCGUUCUGUUUCUGUUUGGUUAUGGAGUAUGGGUUUUAUGGUGUAUCGAUUGUGGAUUGUUUGUAUGUUCUUAGCUUGGGAUAUUGUAUUGUAUGGGUGUAACUGUUAUACUUGGAUACCUAAUGACGGUUUCGGGGUUGUCUAAUCACAUUUUAUCAUUUCU
Molecule: messenger RNA, 2189 nt
Organism: Aspergillus wentii DTO 134E9
Lineage: Eukaryota; Fungi; Ascomycota; Eurotiomycetes; Eurotiales; Aspergillaceae
Product: Zn(II)2Cys6 transcription factor
Exons: 6
Coding region: 105-1931 (608 amino acids)
Biological process (GO): regulation of DNA-templated transcription
Molecular function (GO): zinc ion binding; DNA-binding transcription factor activity, RNA polymerase II-specific
Source: RefSeq, a predicted model, not a curated record